Molecule: messenger RNA, 2869 nt
Organism: Silurus meridionalis
Lineage: Eukaryota; Metazoa; Chordata; Actinopteri; Siluriformes; Siluridae
Product: inter-alpha-trypsin inhibitor heavy chain H3-like
Exons: 21
Coding region: 61-2748 (895 amino acids)
Biological process (GO): hyaluronan metabolic process
Molecular function (GO): serine-type endopeptidase inhibitor activity
Source: RefSeq, a predicted model, not a curated record
CUGAUUUAGUUCAGGGUUUCUGGGAGACUUUGCAUUAGGGAACUGAGCUCAGGACGCACAAUGUCUCCGGUGUGGACUGCACUGCUGAUCUGCAUCUCGAUUUACUUGUGUUUACCUCUGGGGUCUUAUGGAGCAUUUGUGAUCUCAAGAGAGAAUGGGCGACAGAAACGUAGUGCGAGUCCUGCUCAGAUUGAGGUGCAGAAUGUGAAGAUAUCCUGCAAGGUGACGUCUCGGUUUGCACAUACAGUCAUGACGUCCACCGCUCUGAACAAGGCCGGCGUUUCACAGGAAGUCUCCUUUGAAGUCGAGUUACCCAAAACUGCUUUCAUCACCAACUUCAGCAUGGAGAUUGAUGGAAAGACCUAUGUUGGAGAGGUUAAAGAGAAAGAAAAGGCCAAGAAGCAGUAUGAUGCAGCUGUGUCGUCCGGACAGACGGCUGGUCUGGUCAAAGCUUCAGGGAGAAAGAUGGAGAAGUUUUCAGUCUCUGUGAACAUUGCAGCCAACAGCAGAGUCACUUUCACACUUAUCCACGAGGAGCUCCUUCAGCGGCGGCUUGGCAAAUACGAGCUCAUGAUCCGAGUCAAACCCAAACAGCUGGUUCAGCACUUUGAGAUUGUUGCAGAUGUUUAUGAACCUCAGGGCCUUGCAUUUCUGGAUGCUCAUGGUACGUUUAUUACCAAUGAGCUGCUACCCCUGGUGAAGACAACUGUCACUGAUAAAAAGGCCCAUGUGUCUUUCUCCCCAACUCUGGAUCAGCAACGGACUUGUUCAGACUGUGAUGGCACACAGAUCGAUGGCGAUUUCUUCAUCAAUUACGAUGUCAAGCGUGUAUCAAAUCUUAGUGAUAUUCAGAUAGUGAACGGGUAUUUUGUACACUUUUUCGCCCCAACGGAUUUGCCCCGAUUGCCAAAGAAUGUAGUGUUUGUGAUCGACAAGAGUGGCUCCAUGAGCGGAACCAAAAUUAAACAGACUCGAGAGGCGCUACUGACCAUUCUCAAAGACUUGCACGAGGAAGAUUUCUUUGCCCUAGUAACGUUUUCUACCAGGGUGCAAACAUGGAGGCCAAACCUGAACAAAGCCACAAAGGAAAAUUUGAGAGAGGCAAUGAAAUUUGUUGAAAACAUACACCCAGAUAGUUACACAAAUAUCAACGAUGCUGUUUUGCUUGCUGUGGAUAUGCUGAAAUUAGCCAAAAAUAACGAAGUCGUCCCAGUAAACAGCGAAUCCAUCAUCAUUCUUCUGACUGACGGAGAUCCCAACGAAGGUGAAUCAAAUCCACAGAAAAUACAAGAAAAUGUCCGGAAUGCUAUUAGUGGAAACAUGACCCUCUUUUGCUUGGGCUUUGGAUAUAAUUUGAAGUAUGAUUUCCUGGAUGUUAUGGCCAAGGAGAACAACGGUCUGGCUCGGAGAAUCUACGACGAAUCGGAUGCCGCUGUUCAGAUGCAGGGAUUCUACGAUGAAGUUGCAAAUGUUCUCCUAUCAGACGUGAAUUUCAAUUACCCGGACAAUGCGGUAAACUCCCUGACAGGCAAGCACUUUAAACAACUGUUUAAUGGCUCCGAGAUUGUCGUGGCAGGUCGAUUGAAUGACAUCCAGAUGAACGACUUUCCGAUCGAAAUAUUUGCUCAGUCGUUGGAUGACAAGUUUGCCCUAAAAGGCCAGGCCAGUGCUCAGGACUGGAAUGUCAUAUUCCCUGACAAAGAGUACAUCUUUGGGGAUUUCACAGAGCGUCUCUGGGCAUAUCUGACCAUUCAAAAUCUUUUGGACAAGAAAGACAAGGGCUCGCCCGAGGAGAAACAAAACGCCACGGCAGAAGCCCUGGCGCUCUCUCUGAAAUACAACUUUGUGACGCCACUCACCUCCAUGCUGGUCAUUAAGCCUGAAACCGAAAACGUUCCAGAGGAUACAUUUAUUGCCGACAAGCUGACCGAGGAUCAACGUCGUGUUCCACCAGUUACUGCAAGUUCAAACACUUACAGGACGUACACUUCAACACCUAUAAGCUCAGUUGAUUCCGAUCCACACUUCAUCAUUCAGUUCCCAGACCAAAAUGAUGCAAUCUGCUUCAACAUCAAUGACAAACCAGGAACUAUCUUCAACCUGAUCAGAGAUCCACUGACAGGUAUCACUGUAAAUGGUCAAACCAUUGGGGACAAGAAGGUAGACCCUGGGAAAACGAUGCACACCUACUUUGGGCGCUUGGGAAUCAUUCAUGCUAAGUUUGGCAUCAAAUUGGUGGUGACCACGCAGGACAUCUUGGUGUCUGUAAAGGGAAAACACGCACAACUCUUCUGGUCUGACAAUGCCUCAAUCAAAGUGUCCAACAUGGACCUGCAAGUAGCCAAAGACCGCAGUCUUACAGUGACCUUGAGGAACUCCAUGAAGUUUGUUAUUGUUUUACACAAAGUGUGGGCGAAGCAUCCUUACCACCAGGACUACUUGGGCUUUUACACCUUGGAUAGCCACUUGUUUUCUCAAAGUGUCCAUGGUUUGCUCGGACAGUUUUUCCAUGGUGUAACCUUUGAAGUGAGUGAUUUAUUUCAAGGGAAAAGUCCAGACAAACCAGAUGCCAACAUGUUUGUGAAGGGCCACAAUAUCACAGUGACCAGGGGCUGGCAGAAAGACUACAGAAAUGAUGUGAAGGAAGGAGAACUCGUGCCCUGUUGGUUUAUUCAUAAUAAUGGCACAGGGAUCCUCGAUGGAGUCAUUGAAGACUACAUUGUCUCUGGCCUUUUUAGGACAACCUAAGAAAAUAUAGACAAGUCUACAGUCUACAUUUCUUUUCUUAAAAAAAAAACAACUAAUCAUUGAAAUUAACAUGUUUUUGGAAUAUGUACAUGCCUGUGAUUAAAAUAUUUCUGCGAACAAA